UCGAUCACCGAACGAAAUGACUGUUAUUUGUUAGGGAUUGGGGGCGUUCUUUGCGUCUCUCAUUUUGUCGUUUUCGUUUUUAUUUAUUUUUCCUCACAAUCGAUGCCGGGUUGCCUAGAUACGGUUAGUCACGUACGAAAACAAUUUGUUUACACAACUAAAAAAAAAUCGCCUCUCGAUUAGUCGUAUGAUAUUCAUAACCGCGCCACUAGCCGCGCUGUUCCGUCCCAAUCACUCGUCAUCAAUCUAGUAGGUAAACCAGUGAUCGUUUUCAUCGGUAACUGGAAAAAACCUCGAGCAGCACAUAACAUCUCUUGCUUUUUGGCCGUGAUACACUAUAUACUCGAUUCUGUGCCAAUCAGUUGGUGUUUGUCAUCGAUUCGACGACUGCUGCUUCGGCUUUAGAUUGUUGUUGUUAUUAUUGGUAGCACCUAAGUCAGUAUAAAUAUGCCAGCCACAAACCGGAAAAAGUCUGGAGGCAACAAAUUUGAGUUCAGUGAAAAACAGAUGGCUGAUAUAAAAGAAGCUUUUGAAUUGUUUAAUGUAGAUGGAUCUGGGUCAAUCGAAACCAAAGAGUUGAAGGUAGCCAUGAGGGCCUUGGGAUUUGAACCAAAAAAAGAAGAAAUCAAACGUAUGUUACUUAACAUAAAUAAACAACACACUGGUGUUAUAACAUAUGAUGAUUUUGUCACUUUGAUGUCCAUAAAAAUGGCAGAUAAAGAUUCUAGAGAAGAAAUUAUCAAAGCUUUUAAACUGUUUGAUGAUAAUUGUACAGGAAAAAUAACAUUUUCCAAUUUAAAACGUAUUGCCCAAGAAUUAGGCGAGAAUAUUGCUGACGAAGAACUUCAGGAAAUGAUUGAUGAAGCAGAUAAAGAUGGCGAUGGAGAAGUCAGUCAAGAAGAAUUUCUUCAAAUUAUGAAGAAAACCAAUUUAUAUUAAAUAUAUAUUACAACCCUGUUCUAUCAAAAACAUAUUAUUUAUUUUCUGUACACACUAUUUUGUAUAAAUUCUUCACAGUUACCAUUUAAAAUUAACUUCCUAACACUUUAUAUUUUGUGGGCAGGUCAUAUUUCCUUCAUACAUUAAAAACAUAGAAUUUUUCCUCAAAAGAAUAGUUUCAUAAUAAUUUAAGUUCAAAUGAAAACAUUCAAUUCAAUUUUUUUCUGAAAAAUCAGUGUUUUAAUAUUUUACAUACCAAUUAUUAAAUAAUAGUAUUAUUUUUCAGUAUUUUUUGUUCAAUCAUAGGUAUAAUAUUUAUUACCCUAAAAAUAUAAUGUAAUUUAAUAAAAUAUUAUAACCAACAUUUAGAGAAAAACUAUUUGACAUUGGUCAUAUUUCUAAAAAUUGGUAAUAAUUUUAUUUUUUGAUGCAAAAUGUUUUUUUUAUUUGAAGGAAAUUAGUAAUGGCUGUUUUUGUUGUAUUCAUCACAUAAGAGUUGAUUAUAUUAAACAUUACCUUAUAGUUUAAAAAUAAAGCAAGAGAAAAAAAA
Molecule: messenger RNA, 1489 nt
Organism: Myzus persicae (green peach aphid)
Lineage: Eukaryota; Metazoa; Arthropoda; Insecta; Hemiptera; Aphididae
Product: caltractin-like
Exons: 5
Coding region: 448-939 (163 amino acids)
Biological process (GO): centriole replication; mitotic cell cycle
Cellular component (GO): centrosome; centriole
Molecular function (GO): calcium ion binding
Source: RefSeq, a predicted model, not a curated record